UCACUGCUCUGCUAGGGCCGCCAUCUUGCCUGCGCCCGGACUCGCUCCCGCGUUCGCGGGCCCUUCCUUCUCCUCGCGGCGUGAAGCGGCGGCAAAAGGGAGGACAGGGGGCCCGCCCGGGCGGUGCUGAUGCGCUCAGAGCCUCCCCGCACCUUUCUCAGGCGCCGCUAGCGAAGGGGGCGGGGGCGGUCGGGCGGUCGCCGGCGCGGCCUCUCCUCUCCUGUGCCGGGAUGGGUCGGUCCCGCAGCCGCAGCUCGUCCCGCUCCAAGCACACCAAGAGCUCCAAACACAACAAGAAGAACCGGAGCCGGUCGCGGUCCCGCUCCCGGGAGAAGGACCGGGCGCGGAAGCGCUCCAAGUCCCGGGACAGCAAACGGAACCGGCGCCGCGAGUCCCGGUCCCGGUCCCGCUCCAACACGGCUCCUUCUUCCCGCCGCGACCGGGACCGUGACCGCGAUCGCGCCUCCUCCCCUCCCGACCGCAUCGAUAUCUUCGGGCGCACGGUGAGCAAGCGCAGCAGCCUGGACGAGAAGCAGAAGCGGGAGGAGGAAGAGAAGAAAGCCGAGUUCGAGCGGCAGCGGAAAAUUCGUCAACAAGAAAUUGAAGAGAAACUCAUAGAGGAAGAAACUGCUCGAAGAGUGGAAGAGCUUGUGGCAAAACGUGUAGAAGAGGAGUUGGAGAAAAGAAAAGAUGAGAUUGAGCGAGAGGUUCUUCGCAGGGUGGAGGAGGCUAAGCGCAUCAUGGAAAAACAGUUGCUCGAAGAACUCGAGCGACAGCGACAAGCUGAACUUGCAGCACAAAAAGCCAGAGAGGAAGAAGAGCGUGCAAAGCGUGAGGAACUAGAGCGAAUACUAGAAGAGAAUAAUCGAAAAAUUGCAGAAGCACAAGCUAAACUGGCUGAAGAACAAUUGAAAAUUGUUGAAGAACAAAGAAAGAUUCAUGAGGAGAGGAUGAAACUAGAACAAGAGAGACAACGUCAGCAAAAAGAAGAGCAAAAAAUUAUCCUGGGCAAAGGAAAGUCUAGGCCAAAACUGUCCUUCUCGCUAAAAAGCCAGGAUUAAAUUGCAACUCUGAACUCUUAAAAGAAAAAAAAAAAAAAGAAAUAAAUAAACACAAACAAACAAAAAAUACCAACAAAAAAAGGAAAACAAAAAAAACUUCGUAUGGUAGCUUCAUGUUGAAGUGGUUUUUUUUUUCCUCUCAAUUUUUUUUUUCUUGUCUUUUUUGAAAGUCUGGAAAGUUAGCUUGUUCUAAUAGGGGCUGUGCUCUGCAAUUUUUUUUUUUUUUUUUUUUUUUUUUAAAACUUCCAUUAAGAUAAACCCUUAUCAGAUCAUUGUUGCCUUUUAGAGGGUAAUCUGUUCUCAUCAAUUUUGUUUUGUAUUAGUGGACUGAAACAGAUCAGGUCGCUUUAUAAAAUUGUGGAUGAUCUGAUAAGGUUUUACUGACCUACUCAUCAGAGUUUGACUCUGAUUAUUGACAGAACUUUAUACUGGGUAUUGCUGACUUUUAAUUUUUUUUUUUUUUUUAAAGUCAGUAAAUACAUGGGUAAAUUGCCAUAGUAUUACUGGACCUCUGUGGUUUAUUGUUAAAUCAGUGUCUUAUGAUACUGUCCCAUUGUUGCGCUUGAUGUUCCUGAUACAGGUAAGGAAAUAAAUAGUUGGUCAUUUCUGCUAUGAAUACAUAGAGAGAGUUCAGUAUUGUCUCUGUUAGAUUUGUUUUUAUUAUAUUGACAGCAUUCAACCAGCGUUCGCCAUUGUGUAAAUAAACCAAUUUGCCGAAUAAAGUGAAAGUCUUAAAUUCA
Messenger RNA from Cuculus canorus (common cuckoo), 1801 nucleotides. RefSeq names its product arginine and glutamate rich 1 (gene ARGLU1). NCBI's taxonomy places the organism in Eukaryota, Metazoa, Chordata, Aves, Cuculiformes, Cuculidae. The record is from RefSeq and is a predicted model, not a curated record. The transcript has 4 exons. Bases 231 to 1061 code for a protein of 276 amino acids. Gene Ontology annotation, cellular component: nucleoplasm; mitochondrion. Gene Ontology annotation, molecular function: cadherin binding.